GAGGUUGAACAUCAGUGAUCAGUUCUGCUUGCACCUGCGACUGAACUGCACUGAGAGAGAGAGACACCUGCACUGAGAGAGAGACAGAGAGACAGACUGAGAGAGAGACAGAGAGAGAGACAGAGAGACAGACUGAGAGAGAGACAGAGAGAGAGACAGACUGAGAGAGAGACAGAGAGAGAGAGAGACCGAAAGUUUAACCAUCUACUCCACUUAUUCCAGAGAUCUGGAGAGAGAGAUGGAGGAGCUAAUGAGCGAGAGCGAGGUCCAGCAGACCAUUGUACUGAUCCAGAAGAUAGAGAGUGAAAAAAGAGACCGAAUCCUGCAGGCCUGGACUGUAGCCAGUAAAGAAUGGAUGGAGGAGAAAAAGAAGAUGAAGCUGGAGAUCGAACUGCUGAAGCAGGAAGCAGACAGGCUGAGGAUGAUGAAGAAGAAGGAUGGAGAGAUAAAGGACCUCAAGGAAAUGAGGAAACUCCACCAAUCAGAGAUGGAUCUGCUUCAAAAGAAAGAGAAAGACAGGAGAGACAGAAUCCUGAAGGCCUGGACUGAUGAGAGUAACAAAUGGGACUCGGAGAAAAGAAAGAUGAGGCAGGAGAUCGCCCAGCUGAAGGAAGGAGAGAAGCUGAGAGCGAUGAAGAGGAAGGAUGAAGAGCAGGUGGGAGAGAUGAAGGAGCUGGAGAAAAUGAGAAAGCUCCACCAGAAAGAGAUAGAACUGCUCCGAAAGAAAGAUAACGAAAGAAGAGACAGAGUCCGAGAGUCAUGGCUGAAACUCAGUGCUGAAUGGAAGGAGGAGAAACAGCAGAUGAAGCUGGAGGAGGAAAAAAGAGAACGUCUCCUGGAGUCCUGCAUGAAGGAGAAGGACGAAUGGAAGGAGAAGAUGGAGACGAUGAUGAAAGAAAGAGAGAAGGAGAGGAAGGAGAUGGAAAAGAUGAGGAAUGAGACGGAAGUCGAGGUGAUAAAGGAGGAAGAGGAGAAGGAGGAGAGAGAGAAGGAGGAACUGGUGCUGAAAGUGAAAGCACUGUCUCUUGGAGAGGAGGACAACAGGUGGCAAAAGACCAACCUGAAGUCGAGGAGAAGAAGAAGAGCAGUCCGUUCCACCUAUUAGUCUUUUCCCAUUUUCACUUUCUCUACAUCUAUCCCUUAAUCUUUUAAAUAAAUCAGUUUUUUUAUUCAAACUGAA
Astyanax mexicanus (Mexican tetra) is the source of this 1180-nucleotide messenger RNA. RefSeq lists its product as uncharacterized. The transcript is spliced from 2 exons. Lineage: Eukaryota; Metazoa; Chordata; Actinopteri; Characiformes; Acestrorhamphidae. The record is from RefSeq and is a predicted model, not a curated record. Bases 239 to 1105 code for a protein of 288 amino acids.